AUGCCUGGCAUGGCUGGAAAGAAUGCACGCAUAUCCUCUAUAGCAAUAGAUGAAUUAGCCCAAUUGAGUGACAGAUUAUCAGGUCAGACACUACAAGAAAGAGUAACAGCAUUUGUGCUGAGAGUGGCUGUGCUUGUUGGUGAUCUACCAGAAAAUAUUGAUGAAUUCUUGUGUAUUAUUCAUAAAAUUGACACUCAACUUGCUGAGAAAGCAGCCAAAGAUAUUGUUCAAAGCUGUGCUAAGCGUGGACAAAAUUUGUUUAAAUAUGCUGCAGUGACAGGGGCUAAACUUACCUCAUCUUCUCCUGGCUUAGUUAAUAAAUCUAGUUGUCAAGAGAAACUGAAAGAUGAUGAACCAGCUUCUAAACUGGCCUCUCGUGACCAUAGUCCUCUGCAAAUUAAUGAUCUGGCUGAGCUUCUUAAAUUACUCAAGAGACAUGGCUAUUCAGGAGUCACUUAUUAUGAUCUUGGUCUUUUUCUUGGUCUAUCACCUGGUACACUGGAUGCUAUAGAGAAUUCCAGAGAAGAUGUUUCAGCACGUCUGCGUGAGUGUCUUAAAGCAUGGCUACAAAAAGCGGAUGAUGUUGUUGAGAGUGGUGGCCCAACCAUCUAUUCACUGGUAUCAGCUUUGAAAGAAAAAAAUCAUAAUGCAGUAGCUGAUGGAAUAGAUAUGGAAGGUGAGUUUGAAUAAAUAUAAUUAGGAUAUGAUAUUUGUCUGGACUUGAUGCAUGGAUAAUAUUAGUG
This is a messenger RNA of Amphimedon queenslandica, 743 nucleotides long. RefSeq lists its product as uncharacterized. Gene Ontology annotation, biological process: signal transduction. Lineage: Eukaryota; Metazoa; Porifera; Demospongiae; Haplosclerida; Niphatidae. Bases 1 to 690 code for a protein of 229 amino acids. The record is from RefSeq and is a predicted model, not a curated record. Gene Ontology annotation, molecular function: protein binding. The transcript is spliced from 5 exons.